AUGGUGUACGACACGGAAAGUCAUUUAGUUGGACGUUACGAUAAGCCUAAUGGACACAUUGUUCAGGGUCUACUCUACCUUCUACAUUCAAGGAACCGCGAUGUUUCCGUGAUGACAAUUGUGCAUAGCAUAACAAUGCUAUUGAAUGUGCCGA
Messenger RNA from Acaulospora morrowiae, 154 nucleotides. The record is from the annotation of a GenBank genome assembly. NCBI's taxonomy places the organism in Eukaryota, Fungi, Glomeromycota, Glomeromycetes, Diversisporales, Acaulosporaceae.